AUGAGAGGCAAAUCAAGAGGUGUCGACUUCAGAAACGGGCCGCCAGUCCACUGGGCAGUCGCUGGCGAGUUCGGGACCCGAACCCACUUCGUUCUAAACGAGUCUGACCCAUCGUCGGCCCACCUGUCAGUUGAGAAGGUGGCUCACCACGACGAGGGAAUGUAUAGGUGUAGAAUAGACUAUGUGGACAGCCCUACCAGGAAUUAUAGGGUGAAUUUGACUGUUAUAGUUCCGCCAGAAUCGCCUCGGAUAUACGACUCCGAGGGCAGAGAAAUUCUAGGCCCGAUUGCCGGACCUUUUAGGGAAGGUCAGGAUUUGCUGCUGUCCUGCGCAGCCGCUGGAGGCAAACCCCCACCAGACGUAUCCUGGUGGAAUGGCAACGACCGGCUGGCCAUCACAAAAGGAGGGUCCGUAUGCCAACUUCUACUCCAGAGUUUAUCAAGGGAGACCUCAGGAACACGACUCCAUUGCAAAGUGGAACCCCCACUGUUGCAGCCGAUAGUUAGGGAGGUCACGGUGAAAUUGUUUUUGAAGCCACAAUUCGUCCGGGUGUCCGGCAAAGGCGCCGUCCGGGCCGGACAGGACCGGUCCUUCGUAUGCACUACGCGUGGCUCCAAGCCACCGCCGAACAUCGAUUGGUUCAUCAACUCGCAGCUCGUCGACUCCACUUUGACUCAGAUGGACGUCGACGGCGACGUGACUAAGAGCGAGCUAACAUGGCACGUCAGGAGAGAAGACAGUGGCAGGCAGCUGGUCUGCCGUGUCUCCAACCCCUGGUUCCCUGCCUACACGCUGGAAGACUCUGUGAUGCUUGAUGUCAUGUGCAGAGUGACUAAGAGCGAGCUAACAUGGCACGUCAGGAGAGAAGACAGUGGCAGGCAGCUGGUCUGCCGUGUCUCCAACCCCUGGUUCCCUGCCUACACGCUGGAAGACUCUGUGAUGCUUGAUGUCAUGUGCAGAGUGACUAAGAGCGAGCUAACAUGGCACGUCAGGAGAGAAGACAGUGGCAGGCAGCUGGUCUGCCGCGUCUCCAACCCUUGGUUCCCUGCCUACACGCUGGAAGACUCUGUGAUGCUUGACGUUAUGUGUUGA
Messenger RNA from Ostrinia furnacalis (Asian corn borer), 1092 nucleotides. Its product is annotated as synaptogenesis protein syg-2-like. Bases 1 to 1092 code for a protein of 363 amino acids. The transcript is spliced from 9 exons. The record is from RefSeq and is a predicted model, not a curated record. NCBI's taxonomy places the organism in Eukaryota, Metazoa, Arthropoda, Insecta, Lepidoptera, Crambidae.